Molecule: messenger RNA, 1163 nt
Organism: Durio zibethinus
Lineage: Eukaryota; Viridiplantae; Streptophyta; Magnoliopsida; Malvales; Malvaceae
Source: RefSeq, a predicted model, not a curated record
GAAAGAAAAAAAAAAGAGAAAAGAACUCAGUGUUUGGUUUGACCCACAUCCACGCACUUACCGGAUUCUGAAUUUACGCGGCAUUUAAUUUUCCUUCUAAUAACAUUAUUUUUUUUCUUAUAUUCUAAUUCACCCCCUUCUUCGAGGAAAUCUGACUCUCAGUUCGAUUGCUUGUCAAAGAAUUGGAUUCAGUUCCUUGUUGAAGGAGGGGAAAUCUGAUAUGCAGAGCCAGCUUGUCUGUAGUGGGUGUAGGAGCAUUCUUCUUUAUCCUAGAGGGGCUACAAAUGUCUGCUGCGCAUUAUGCACUACAAUUACCCAAUCCCCUCCCCCUGGGUUGAUUGUCUGCCAACUAGAAUGGGAUGGAAAUGGCUUGACUCAUAUGUGGAGAUUGUCGAACAUUGCUAAUGUACACACGUGGAGCAACAAGUAUGGGGAGGUUUUCACUUCCCGUAAACAGACCUAUUGGGUUAACUGCAGCAGGGACUAUGCCAUCUACUUCAACAAGCCAAUCAGUUGUAGUUGAGAACCCUAUGUCUGUUGAUGAGAGUGGCAAAUUGGUGAGCAAUGUCAUGGUUGGUGUAACAACCGGCAAAAGUUGAUCCAAUGAGAUCUUUUAGUUUGGCUGGUCUUUGUUUGAGGAGAAUGUAAACAAACAUUGGUUAUAAUUGCCAGAAAAUUGGUUUUGUACGUUAUGAUGAAAAUGGAAAUUCCAUUAGCACUAACAUUUAAUGAAUUGUUUCUGUGUCCAUGUCCAUGAUGAGGUAGGGAAAAUGUGUGAUGUACAUUUUGUGUCUUAGAAAGAUGGAAAUUGUCAUUUAUAUGAUUUGAGAAAGUGAAAUAAUGUUUGCUCCAUUUGCAGUUUAGCUUAGUGAAUAUGUUUAUCUCCUAACAUAUUUUCUCUGCUUCUAUUCAACCUCUCUUCCCUUAACUAUAUGCCUUUUUAUGUAUAUAUAUAUGUUGGCGAGUUUGUCUCACUUGAAGUUGCACUUUAAGGUAAAUCUGAGAUUUCUAUUAUAAAAACAAGAAGAAAGGCUUAAACCAUAUUCAAGUAUAGGAGCAAAUUAAAGAAUAAGGCUAAAGUAUUGGUUUCCGAUAAAGUUAUUUUUUUUAAAUUGUGAUUGGUUAAUUGUAAUACAACGAUUGUAGGUGAUAUAUUAUUGAAU